AUGUCAGAUAAUAACUCGAAUGCAGAUUCGAACAACUCGUACCUCGAGAAAAGCGAGCCGAUAGAUCCAAGAUCGCUCGAUUGGGAUGGACCCAUGGAUAUGGAUAAUCCACACAGUUGGCCAACGUGGAAAAAAUGGGGAACUACAAUGACAGCUGCAAUGAUGUGUCUUGUGGUGACGAUGGGUUCCUCGCUAUACGUGAGUGGUGUGCCAAGAAUGGUCAUGGAGUAUGGUUACAGUCAGACACUGGCGUUGGCAGGGCUUACAUUUUAUUUGCUGGGGUUGUCGACCGUGAUAGGGGCGCCAUUGAGUGAGGUUUUCGGUCGUAAGCCGAUCUACCUGGUUUCGCUGCCAGCUUCAAUGCUGUUCACAAUGGGUGUUGCGCUAUCCGGUGGUAAAAUGCGCAUAGUGCUACCUCUACGUUUCUUUGCUGGUGUAUUUGCAUCACCUGCGCUGUCGAUUGCGUCCGGUACCAUCGUCGACAUAUGGGACAUCGAUGAGAUUUCAAUUGCCAUGGCAUUUUUCUGUCUGGCACCCUUUUUGGGUCCUGUUAUCAGUCCAGUCAUUGCAGGAUUCGCAGCAGAGAAACAAGGCUGGAGAUGGGCCAGUUACAUCCAGUUGUUCGCAGGUGGUAUCAUCAUGCCCUUCAUUGUUUUCAUGCCUGAAACACACAAAACAAUCAUUCUUACAAAGAGAGCUAUGAAGCGGAAGAUCAAUUUAAUAAAGCCCUCCGCAGAGGAUCGCAAAAACUUUUUAAAAUUGACUCUUACAAUAACUGUCUUCCGACCAAUAAAAAUGCUUAUUGUUGAGCCCACAGUGCUUGUUUUCUCCAUCUACGUUGCUUUUAUCUUCGCAGUGUUGUUUGCAUUUUUUGAAGCGUACCCGGUCAUUUUCCGUGGUGUCUAUCAUAUGAGCACUGGUGUAUCCGGAUUGGCUUUCAUAGGUAUCGGUGUUGGACUGUGGUUAGGAGCCAUAUUCUAUAUCUUUAUCGAUCGCCGUUACUUCUUCCCUCCAGCACCUGCAGGAACUCCACCUCUAAGCGAACCAACCAGCAGAAGAACAGCACCUUUCAGGGGGAAGAGAGACCCCGUUACUGGUCACCUAUUACCCUUGAAACCUGAAAGGUUUUUGCUAAUUUGCAAGAUUGGUUCUAUUGCUUUGCCUAUCAGUUUGUUUUGGCAAGCGUGGACAGCUAGAGCAAGCGUCCAUUGGAUGGCUCCUCUAGCCGCUGGCGUACCUUUUGGAUUCGGUCUAAUUCUAAUUUUCUUCAGCGUUAUCAUGUACUUCUCGACAAGCUACCCUGCUUUAUACAUGGCCUCAGCACUUGCCGCAAAUAACCUUUUGAGAUAUGUGACAAGUUGUGUUUUUCCACUGUUUACCGUUCAAAUGUAUGAAAAGAUGCACAUUUCCUGGGCCAGUUCCUUCUUUGGGUUUGUUUGUAUCGCAAUGAUUCCUGUGCCAUGGAUCUUUGAACGCUAUGGUGAAUCUAUGAGGAAGAAGUCGAUUUUCGGAUUUGAUGCACUUGCAGCUGAGAGCGAAGAAGAUGCUAAAUCUAUGGCACAGUCUUCCGCACGUCUCAGCAGGCGCGUCACUCGAGAAGUAACCGAUCUGGAAUCGAGCUCUUCCAAGACUGGCAAGAAGGAAUCUGAGGACGAUACCGAAGAUACAUGCGACCAUUAUCAUGACGAUCAGGAAGUUGACUUUCCUCAGAUAUUUAGCACCGCAGAAACUAGUGUGUCCAAUAUGGCUUGA
Messenger RNA from Lachancea fermentati, 1752 nucleotides. NCBI's taxonomy places the organism in Eukaryota, Fungi, Ascomycota, Saccharomycetes, Saccharomycetales, Saccharomycetaceae. The record is from the annotation of a GenBank genome assembly.